CACUUAUCUCCUGCUGCAACAUCAUAUAUCUCGUCAUGUCGAAGAGCACUCUUUACGUUACUGGUUUCGGAAAGCCUGUUGAAUCUGUUGAUUUAGCUCCUUUUUUUGAAGGUUAUGGACCUUUGAUCCGUUUAGUUGUUCCUCCAACAAAAACCCCUGAUGGGCCUCCAUAUGCCUUUGUUGAAUUUAAAAACACCGAAGACGCUGAAAAGGCUUUGAAAGCUUUUACAGAAGACCCUAUUAUCUUGCCAAAAGAGCAAAGACAUGUCCCUCAACCAGGUGAAUAUGGCUUUGACGACGAAAAUCGUCCAAGAGCUGAUAGCUAUUUCCCCAAUGGCUCCCCAGCUGCCGAAGAAGAAAAUAAAAAGGAAAUCGAAGGCGCGUUAAAAGUUCAAUGGGCAAGGUCUUUCCCACAUCCUUCAAGGGGAACCUACACUGGUGCUCCAAGAGGUAACUUCAUUCCAAGAGGAGGAUAUGGAAGAGGUGGGUUUUUCAAUGCUAGAGGAGGUGGUUAUCAAAGGGGCGGAUUCAUGCCCAGAGGUGGAUAUGGUAUGGGUGUCAACAUGAAUAUGAAUAUGGGAAGAGGUGGCUACGUUCAAAGAGGUGGUUACGCUCCUCGUGGAUCAUACCAGCAAAGAGCUGGAUACUCUGGUGUUCAGCAGUAUGGCAGAGGUGGUUAUGUCCCUAGAGGUGGCUAUUAUCAAAGAGGCGGUUACGGUUCUUCAUAUGUCGGCUACAGCUCUCGUGGAAACUCUCAUAGAGGUGGAGGUAAUUUCCAAGAAAGAAGAAGACCUGAUGCUUCUACCUACAACACAAGAGAAAGAUCUCCUGUUAGAGGAGAAUCCGGAGAACACCAAAUUAGAGAUAGGUCUCCACACAUCAGAAGAGAAGAUGCUGACAAUGAAUUUGGAAUUCCAAACGAUCAUGAACAUCAAUAUAAUAACGAAAAUUCAAACAGAAAUGAAAAUGCAAUCGACAAUACUGUUUCUGGGACCGAAACUUUUGAUCAUAACAGUGAAAAUUUGAAAGAUCAGGCAUAUUAUAUACAAGAUGAUGAAUGAAGAUCAGAAAAUUAAUAUGGGUUUUAUUUUGGAAGUUGUGUAUUUUGUAUAUGUGUUUUUCUAAUAUUUUAUUUUAUUAUUAUUAUUUUUUUUCUUCUCUCCCAAUAUUUAUUAUUAUUUUUUUUCUCUCUCCAUCUACAUUUAUUUGUUAAAUACUUCAUAAUAUGAUAUCAAUAAUAUGCAGUUCAUAUUCAACGCAA
This is a messenger RNA of Ascoidea rubescens DSM 1968, 1261 nucleotides long. RefSeq lists its product as uncharacterized. The record is from RefSeq and is a predicted model, not a curated record. Lineage: Eukaryota; Fungi; Ascomycota; Saccharomycetes; Ascoideales; Ascoideaceae. Gene Ontology annotation, molecular function: RNA binding. The transcript is spliced from 3 exons. The coding region runs from base 36 to 1061 and encodes 341 amino acids.